Leguminivora glycinivorella is the source of this 2989-nucleotide messenger RNA. RefSeq names its product protein vms-1-like. The record is from RefSeq and is a predicted model, not a curated record. NCBI's taxonomy places the organism in Eukaryota, Metazoa, Arthropoda, Insecta, Lepidoptera, Tortricidae. Gene Ontology annotation, molecular function: protein binding.
UUUACGUCCAUUUUUCAGUUAAAAAUUGCACAAUAGUUUGUAUUAAUUCCUUCUCAUUUGAACACGCCACGAGCAUGUGGUUUCUAUAUAGGCUACUACAUAAUAAACUUUAGUGUAAAAGGAAAGGCUAAGUUAUUUCAUUAAGUAUGGCUUCAAAACUCGAGAAUGUUGCUACUAAAACAGCGAAAAUUUACGAUUUAGACCACUUUGAAAAAUUGCUCAAGGGUUUGAAAGUAGCAUCUUGCAUGCUUACGGAGUCACAUCAAGUUGUUGAUGAAGCCAGUGUGAUCAAGCGUCUCAACGCGCUGAGCCUCACCGGACCUUCUGAUGGCAACUGUUGUUCCUGCUGCGGUGUGGGCCCCUUUGAGAAUCGUCUACAACAAACGGCUCAUUAUAAAAACCAUUGGCACACUCACAACCUGAAGAGGAAAUUGUUUGGGAAGCCACCACUUACUUUAGGGCAGUUUAGCUCAAGACAAGAUGACAACUCCAGUGUGUCCGGCAGUGACUCGGAAACAGAGGGCAGUAGUAACGGACCCGCUAGCGAUCUGUUUGCCGCAGCUACUCGCCACUGCAAGGCCUUCUUUACCAACAGCAAGGGCCAAGUGUUCUGCAUCUAUAGGUGCUUGCUGCAUCAUAGAAAGGAGGAACUUUCAACGGACGGCGACGGUAGCGCCUGGAUCGAGCGCUGCUCACGCCUCCUGCUCCCCGGCUUCCAACGCUGGGCAGUCUUCAUGGUCUCCGGGGGACACUUUGCAGGCGCCAUAUUUGCUGGCGGCUCCGCUGUUCUACAUAAAACGCAUCAUUCUUAUGUGACGAGGCGUGGACAAGGUCAGGCGCAAGCUUCACGCGACCAGCACGGGUCGGCUCCCAAAUCAGCCGGCGCGAGUUUAAGGAGGUACAAUCAGGCCGCGUUCUUAGAGCACGUCCAAGAAAUAAUAACCGGCUGGACAGAAGACCUGAACGGGUGUUCCCACAUCCUCUACCGGGCCGUCGGACCCAUCAACCAAGGGGCUUUCGGGAAGAACUCUCCUUUGAGCAGAGAUGACCUCAGGGUCAGGGUGCUACCGUUCCCCACAAGAAAACCUACGUAUAAGGAGAUUCAGAGGGUCCAUGAGACGGUGGCUAGUCUUGAAGUGUAUGACACAAUGGAGCUAUUCCAGAAAGCACUAAUAGCGUCGACUACCAAGCUGCCGGCGAAAACCGGCUCCGACACUAGUGUAGAGCGGAAAAAACCUCAGAAGAGUCCUAGCAAACCCAUCGACAGGGCGAAAUCGAGAGAACGUGCCCCCCGCCCCCUCCCCACACAAGUUACGUCGAGUGAAGACGAAGGCCCCUGCUACAUUGACUCUGAGACCCCGCCCAACUGGAUCAAGACCCUCUCGGAACAGACCUCCAAAGGGCACAUAUCCAACUCACGGAAAGACCUAAUACACGAUGUGGUGGUUGCCCGGCCACUCAGUUCGGACAGCGAAGACCAAGGGCCCAGGGAAGAAAAGAAGGAAGCCAAGAAGAGGAAGAAGAAGAAAGAAGAUAGGGGCGACAAGGGGGAGAAAGUGGAGAAGAAGGUUCCGCCUCCGAAGAUUCCUAAUAAUGUGAAAAAGAUGUGGAAGAUAAUAUCAGGCGGCGAGAUCUCCCUAGAAACAAUCCUAGAAAGUUGGGAGGGGUCGUUAGAAGAGGCCUGCAACACAAAGGACCCUACCGACGGCAAUACUGCGCUGCACAAAGCUGCUAUAGCCGCUAAACCGGCCAUGGUCACUCAAAUCCUAACCGCCGGCGGUGACCCCUGCAUCAAGAACAACCAACUACAGACCCCUUACGCAGCGUCCCCACACAACGACACCCGAAUAGCUUUCAGGCUGUUCCAGGCACAACAUCCCGACAAAUACAACUACGCUAAGUCUCAAAUCCCCGGCCCGCUGACCCCCGAACUCAUAGAACAAGAGAAAGAAAAGAAAGCACAGCAGAAGAAAGCUAAGCGGCAGAGAGAGAAGGAGAAGUUGGCCGAGAAGAAUAAGACUAGCAAGUUCUUGCAGAUGACGGAUGCUGAGAAGGUAAAAGCCGAUCAGCCUCGCUGCUUCCUUUGCGGGACGCAGCUACCCAAGCAACCUUUCGAGUACGAAACAUAUAAGUUUUGCACCAUCAAGUGCUUGCAAAAUCAUAAGAACAUCAGACCGUUGCAUAUGAGCGCUUAAGGUGAUUUCAACGUUGCAAACACUGUCAAUAAUAAUGACAUUCAACAUUAAUAUUGACAGGUGAUUGAAAUAAUUAUAUGUUAAUUGGAAUGGAAUUAAGAAAUUAUAACAUUCUCACGUCAUUGUUAGUGAUCGUGUCUGAACUGCUUAGUUAAUUUAUUUGCCAUUCAUUUUGUGUUUACAUUUGAAUUGUAGAAACAUUUUUAAUAAGUAAAUAUCCUAAAAAAAUCCGUAUGUAGGUUUACAAAAGUCCUUGAAAAUGAUAUGAUUUGUAUGUACCUAUUAUUAUUUAUGUAGACAGUAUGUAGCUUUCAGCCUUUUACCUACUAGGUACUUGUAAUAUCUAUAAUAUGUAUGAAUUAUUUUUACUGGCAAUAUUUUGAUAGUAAUUUCUGAAUAAUUCAAUACAUACUGUGCUAAUAAUAUUGUAAAAGUGAUUUAACAUAAUAAGUACAAGAUGUCAUAAUCCUGUGGUCUAAUCAUUGAACAAAUACAUUAUGUACAAUGUUAUGUAGGUAAUUGUACCGCAUAGUGUACAUACUUAUAACAUGCAACUUUGUUUUCCAUUUAAUAAAAAUUAAUUUAAUAUCAGUUAUCAUUUUAAUAUAUGUAUAUAUCCUUAUACAUAGGUCAGACAAUAAUUUAUAUUCGAUUAAUGUUACUGGUUGUCGAUAAUACAGGGUGUAAACCUAAUACGGGCGAACCUCUUAACGGUGGUGAGUAUAGGACAUAAAAAAUGGAAUUAGAUAACUUUUACUUAAAAUUGAAAUAUUUUUUUUAUCCAUACAAAUUAA